This is a messenger RNA of Bradysia coprophila, 785 nucleotides long. RefSeq lists its product as uncharacterized. The record is from RefSeq and is a predicted model, not a curated record. NCBI's taxonomy places the organism in Eukaryota, Metazoa, Arthropoda, Insecta, Diptera, Sciaridae.
GACAUUGACAUUAUUUACAGAUUUAUAUUCACUGUUACAAAACAAAUUUUUGCUCUUUCUUAAAGUAUGGGUAACUUUUUCGGUCGAACGAAUCAAGUGCAAAGACACGAAAUGGACGUGGAAAUAGUAGACGAAUCUUCUAUACAACGAUAUAGAGAUCGCAUCGGACAUCUGGAUGUCGAAAUUAAACAACUGAAGUAUGAAAGUUCCAUAAAGGAUCAGCAAAUCAAGGCGCUCAAUGAUCGGAUCAUUCAGUACGAAACCACAAUUCGUCAGCUGGAACAUGAACGCAACGAAGAUCGCGCCGUUAUUGCUGAGCUUAGACAACAAAUUGAUCGAUUGGUGGUAAACAAUUUCAAUAUUCGUUCGGAAAUUCCUCAAGUCGCCCCGACCUCAGACGAUAAUGACCAGUGCAGAGAAAGUAAACUGAAAUGUGACGUCGUCGUCUCGUUUUUUGUGUAAUUUUGUGUAUUUAUGUUCCGUUUUUCAUUUUUCAACAUUCGGCAAAAAAGUUCACUCUACAGUCAGAGGAAGUAAAAUUUGAGCAUACAAAUACCUCAGUUGCUUAUCAGCUGAUCCGCACAUACAAUCAAAAAUGUUGAUACUUGUUUAUACAGUUGAAGCUGCUAGACGCGUGGUACUGGCAAAACGAUAUAAAGACGUAUAAUCAGUUUUGAUUAUGUGUGUGGAUAAGCUGAAAUACAGUUUGACUUGAAUUAAAUAUCGUAACAAACUAUUGUUAAGGAUUAUGCAUAAUUACUAGUUAAUAAAAAUUAUUAUAAAUU